CGCCCCGCCAUGAGCACCGGUACCAGCUCUCGCUCCCGUGCCCUCGCCCAGCAAAAUAUGUGAGCAGCGUGCUAAGGUUAGUGCAUCAUCUCCUCUCUCUCUCUCUCACUCGUUUCUCCUUCUCCUCUGUGACCAUUGAGCACCUCGAGUCCACGACAAUAGCAAACUUGCGCUCUCUCCGGCGAAGUCUGCACUCACCAGCCGCGCGCGGGAUCCGGAACACCAGCUCAUUUCUGUGACUUUCAACCACCACAUCAUUGGCGGUGUUUUUUCUUUGCGCUUCCGCACCUCAGUGUUGCUCUCCAUCGCUGGCGUCCCAUAGCGCCGUAGCUCCGGAGUUUCCCGCAUCGAACAUCAAAAAGUAUUCCCCUUAUUCACAAUCGACAAUCUCUCUACUUCUGUACGACCCUCACGUAUCUUCACGCCUGGUGCAAUAUCACGACAGAAGCCCCACGAUUUAAUGUUGGCAACUGGCGACUUCACCGUUUUUGUCCGUCCUUUCACUCUCUCAUUUCCAUUUCGUCCAUCAAACGUGGAAAAAAAAGUAUCGCAGCCCGAAACUGAAUGCCCUAGUUGCCUAGGUGGUGCAAUGUUCUCCUUAAGAGCUCUCCAACACCUUUCAAUAUUGAGUGGAGCCUCCUUCCGGUUGUUCAUCCGGGGAAUUCAUGGAGGCAUUAUUGAAGGUGGAAGAGAGGAAGCUAACUCAAUUCAUCCGACUGCAUUGAUUCAUCAGAAUGCAAUUCUUGGAAAGCGUGUUUCUAUUGGUCCUUUCUGUACAGUUGGUCCGGAGGUUCAGAUUGGAAAAGCUUGCCAGUUACACGCUGGGAGCCAUGUAACUGGGAAUACUGUAUUAGGCGACAAUUGCACUGUACUGAGUGGUGCAAUAGUUGGUGCUGAUUUACCAGGCCGAACAAUCAUUGGAUGUAACAAUGUCAUUGGAUAUCAUGCAGUUGUUGGUGUGAAGUGCCAGGAUUUGAAAUACAAGGUUGGGGAUGAAUGCUUCCUAAUUGUUGGUGAUAACAAUGACAUCAGAGAGUUUACAUCGAUUCAUCGAUCUUCUAAAUCAAGUGACAAUACGGUUAUAGGCAACGGCAAUCUUAUCAUGGGUUCCUGUCAUAUUGCACAUGAUUGCAAAGUAGGUAAUAAUAAUAUUUUUGCAAACAAUACUUUGUUCGCAGGCCAUGUUGUAAUUGAGGAUUGCUGUCAUACUGCUGGGGCUAUUGUAGUUCAUCAAUUUUGUCAUAUUGGAUCCUACUCUUUCAUCGGUGGAGGAUCUGUGAUUUCACAAGACGUUCCAAAAUAUAUGAUGGUUUCUGGUGAUAGAGCAGAAAUUCGUGGUUUGAAUCUUGAGGGUCUUCGACGCAAUGGAUUCUCAAGUGAAGAGGUCCAAACAAUCAGAAAAGCAUACAGAAAGAUAUUCAUGAGUAGUGAUACGACCACAGGAUGUUUCGAGGACCGGCUAUCUGAAGUGAACAGAGAACUGUUUGGUGUUUCUGUUGUGUGCUCCAUGGUGAAAUCUAUCAGGGAUUCAUUUAAAGGAACUCGUCGAGGAAUAUGCAAGUUUAGACAUUUAUUCGGCUCUUCGAGGGACUACUACGGCUUCUCUUGAAUCCUUCAUGCUGUAGAAGAACGUUGCAAGGGGUCCCUCGCACAAGGUUUCCGAUUGUAUGUGCUGACAUAUUUCAGAUAUUGUUGUAUCCUUUUUAUAUGUGAAAUUUCAUUAUCUAUCAGUUGAAUACUAUAUAACUUUCUGUAUGAAAAAGAGUCUUGUACUUUCAGGUGAGAUGCUUAGUUGUAUGCUUAUAUAUAUUCUUGCAGGCAUUCAGAGAGUGCAUUGUUAGUAAUCUCAUGAUCAAACUAUGAUCAAAUGGUGUUAUUUUCAGGCUAACUCAACCUGUGCAUUAGGAUAAAUAGUUCCAAAUUCUUCCAUUUAGAUAUGUACAAAAGAUUUGGAAGAAAUUUUAGAUGGUAUUGUGAAAUUGGAGCCUUCAGAAUCUCCCACUAUUGAAAGUCCAGUGGAAAAUAACAUAACGCAAUGAAUUUUAAUCUCGUUACUAGGCCCCCUUGUCCCAUUACUACUAUAAAUGAUGUUGAUGCCAUAGUUUUGAGCAAUUCAAACGAUAGUGUACUGAAUAUUGAAGCUUUAGUGGAUGGAAGUUUCAAAUGUUGUUUAUUUGGAGAGACAGAAAUUUGAAAACAAUUUAUUAUUAUUCUCUAACAUUCAUUAGGCUUCAAGCAAGAAGGCACAAAUGAGUGCUCGUUAUUGUUAUCUUGAUC
Dendrobium catenatum is the source of this 2277-nucleotide messenger RNA. RefSeq names its product probable acyl-[acyl-carrier-protein]--UDP-N-acetylglucosamine O-acyltransferase, mitochondrial. Gene Ontology annotation, biological process: lipid biosynthetic process. The transcript has 12 exons. Bases 461 to 1609 code for a protein of 382 amino acids. NCBI's taxonomy places the organism in Eukaryota, Viridiplantae, Streptophyta, Magnoliopsida, Asparagales, Orchidaceae. The record is from RefSeq and is a predicted model, not a curated record. Gene Ontology annotation, molecular function: acyl-[acyl-carrier-protein]-UDP-N-acetylglucosamine O-acyltransferase activity.